AUGAAGUUGAAGGAGGGCGAUUCAGCGGCGGGGUUGGCAUUAUCGGAUGAGAUCGCUAGACGUGUGGCAAAAGACUUAAAACUCUACGCAGGCCACGCGACAUCAUUCUCCCCCCAGCUGCUGUCAUGUGCAGCGGUCGUACGGCAGUAUUCCAAGGCUGGCGUCUUUCAAGCAUUGCCGGACUGGACAACCAUCGUCGACAAUGAUCCACGCAUCAAGCAUCAUCCAAGAUUCCACAAGACGGUAAAUUAUCGUCAUGUCACUAGUUUUGGGGUCACGGAACCUGUUGCUUCCGGUUUGACGGAUGCGCAAGCUACCUCCUCAACACUGCCCUUCGGUGCCACUCCGGAGGGCAGAUCGAUAGCUCACGUUCAAGACCCUGCCCUCACAAAGGAUAUCUUGAGCCCGGCCAUACAUGCACAUGCAUCUACCCCGGCAGCCUUGUUUGACCAGGUCCCGCCAACUCCUCCGCGAACAGUAACGGCACCUUUGGAACCGCUGACUCCUAUGUACCCUUCUACCGCAGCUGCGCCAAGCAAGGACGAUCCUAGUGUGACGGGAAACAUGAAGACACAAACGAAGACCGUUCGACAACCGGCCAAGCGGAAGAACAUACAAGCGGAAGAUGAUGCCACAAAUGAAACUUACGGGAUGCGUAGACCAGCACCACGCCCAUUAUCCCGGCAAUCUGCCCCGAAAAGGAAGAAGAAGUUCAUGUCGGAUGAUGAUGAGAACCACCUGACCGGAAGCAUACUCGUCACCCGGAAGCACAAAUCGUCGGCAUCGACGGCAAAUGCAGUUGCAGGACUGGUCAAUCCAACGCCCUCGGACACGGUCGAUAAAGGUUUCUGGGAUGCAGACACCCGGCCUACUGGAUGGGGUCAUGAUUCCACCAUUGCAACGGCGGCGGAGUAUUCCGUUCGCUAUCACCCUCGAAAGUGUGACAAAUGUGUCAAAUUGGAUGUACCUUGUAUUGUACUGCCGGACAAGAAACAUGGGUUCACGCGACUUGCCUGUGCCAACUGCGAUGAAAUGAAGAUAACCUGCGCAAUUGACGGUGUUGGCGUCCGGGAGAGGUUGCAAGCAAAGUCGAAGGGAGAUGAAGCACUUCCUCCCAAACGUACUCAAAUCCGCACCCCCAAAUCGCGCCCCACCAAAACUCAAGCUAAAGCUGCCACCACAAAAAGAAAGAAAAAACCUGCUCGUGUAUUCACCCGUGCCGGACAAAAGGAUGUUCCGUUGGAUUUAUCGGGCGACUCACAUGUGGACCAACCAAUGGAGGGUGUGACUCCACAUCCGGAUCCACUGGCAUCCCUGGCCAUGCAGCCUUUGGAGACAGUGUUACCCCCAGCAACGGCCCAACCGAUCACCGAUCCUACGGUUGGGUCAGGCAGACUCAGACAUCAGCCCGAGCCCGAGCCAACUGCCAGAGAUAUACUGCAUAGUAUACAUGACCUCGGUAGACGGUGUGAUGGAGGAGAGAUUAGAUGUGAGGUUGACCGUGCUGGAGAAACGUUUAAGCGCUUCGAAUCAGCAUUGGACUGCGAUAUCAUCAUCUCUGGGCAAUUUGGCCAUGGCUCUUCGGAAGCACAAAGACGAUCAGAUGAUACACCGUCCUCCGGUGAUGAGGAGGCUGCCUCGCAAAUUGCGAGGCAGCCCCCUGGUGUCAACAGCAGACGGCUAGAUAAUGCCAGGAGAUCUGUAUCUACAGCUGUACCUGGAACAUCGCUUCCGUUCGCCUCCUCUCCUUUAUCCUCCCGAUUCUCUAGCGCCCCUCCCGGCACAUCCGGCGAGUAG
This is a messenger RNA of Suillus fuscotomentosus, 1797 nucleotides long. RefSeq lists its product as uncharacterized. Lineage: Eukaryota; Fungi; Basidiomycota; Agaricomycetes; Boletales; Suillaceae. The transcript has 8 exons. The coding region runs from base 1 to 1797 and encodes 598 amino acids. The record is from RefSeq and is a predicted model, not a curated record.